Ictidomys tridecemlineatus (thirteen-lined ground squirrel) is the source of this 642-nucleotide messenger RNA. RefSeq names its product meiosis/spermiogenesis associated 1 (gene Meig1). Lineage: Eukaryota; Metazoa; Chordata; Mammalia; Rodentia; Sciuridae. Gene Ontology annotation, cellular component: nucleus. The record is from RefSeq and is a predicted model, not a curated record.
GUGGGUGGCUGAGCCGCCAAGGACCGGGGCCCGGACCAGCCCCUGAGCCCGGCUGGGCCCCCCGCCCCGGAAGCCCGGGCUCCACCCCUUCCGCCCUGCGGAUGCUCGGUAUCUUAGAGAUUCGCAGUUUGUUCUCGAAAUAAUUGGUAAUAAGGCCUGUGUAGCCAUGGCUAGUUCUGACGUGAAACCAAAAUCAAUAAGUCGUGCCAAAAAAUGGUCAGAAGAGAUAGAAAAUUUGUACAGAUUUCAACAAGCAGGAUAUCGGGAUGAAAUUGAAUAUAAACAAGUGAAACAAGUAUCUAUGGUAGAUCGAUGGCCAGAGACAGGCUAUGUGAAGAAACUUCAGAGAAGGGACAAUACUUUUUAUUACUACAACAAACAGAGGGAAUGUGAUGACAAAGAAGUUCACAAAGUGAAAAUUUAUGCUUACUAACUUUUCUUUGUAUCACUUGACAAUUUUUCAUUGUUUGUAUUCUACAUCAUGUAAAUGUUUGUCAUUUUACAAAAUAAUUCCAAAUGCAGUCUUCCAUUUAAAGUUUUGAAACACAGAAACCAUGCAACUUGUUAUCUGCUAAUCAUCCUGUCCUGUUCUAAAAUGUAACUGCAGAAGUAUUAAACUUGUUCCCUUGUUGCUCCAUCCUC